Hyaloscypha bicolor E is the source of this 638-nucleotide messenger RNA. Its product is annotated as glucosamine 6-phosphate N-acetyltransferase. Gene Ontology annotation, molecular function: glucosamine 6-phosphate N-acetyltransferase activity; monosaccharide binding. NCBI's taxonomy places the organism in Eukaryota, Fungi, Ascomycota, Leotiomycetes, Helotiales, Hyaloscyphaceae. Gene Ontology annotation, biological process: UDP-N-acetylglucosamine biosynthetic process. The transcript has 4 exons. The record is from RefSeq and is a predicted model, not a curated record. Gene Ontology annotation, cellular component: Golgi apparatus; endoplasmic reticulum; endoplasmic reticulum-Golgi intermediate compartment. The annotation marks the transcript as partial.
UGUAUCUUGUCUGUGGAACGCUGGAAAACUUCCCUCGCUGGCCUCGUUUCUCGUAUUUAAGACUGAUACUUUGUUGCCCAUUGAGUUUUGAGCCAGAGGUAGUUUCUAGAUAAAAACAGAUUUUUGUAAUGGCUUCAGAAAUCCAGCUCUUCUCUGCAGAUCUCAUCUCGCCAAAAGUCCUAGCCGCUCUUCCUAAAGGCUACAUCGCCCGCCCACUCCAGCGAACAGACUUCAACGAGGGGCAUCUGGAUGUCAUUCGAGAUCUAGCGUAUGUUGGUGAUAUUACGGAAGAUAUGUGGAUUGAAAGAUUCGACUUGAUGAGAAAUUGUAAGGGAACUUACUAUGUGGUUGUGAUUGUGGAUGAGAAUCGAGCUGGAGGGAAAAUUGUUGGAACCGGGUCGUUGAUGGUGGAGAAGAAGUUCUUGUUCAAGCUCGCAACGCAAGGCCACAUUGAGGAUAUUGCAAUAAAAUCAGAUCAGCAGGGAAAGAAGUUAGGAUUGAGGCUCAUAGAGGCUCUAGAUUAUGUGGCGGAGAAAGUCGGGUUGUUGUCGAACAUCCUUGAUACUUCAGAAGGUAAGGAAGGGUUUUACAAUAAGUGUGGAUACGAGAAAGCAGGUUCGGAGAUGCAUCACUUUUUU